UUAUUACGGCGGGGGCGCAAUAUUUACUAUAGUUUUAACAAUGUACCCCUCAGCAGACGUCUGACCUGGUGGCAGUGGUGUUUUCCUGACACUGGCGUGAAAGAGCCAAUACCUCUCUACAGAUGCUAUUUUAAUCAGUGUAUUUAAUUGCAUAUAGAGCACAAUAGCGACUUUCUGCCUUCAAAGUAGGCGGAUGCAAAUGUGGGUUCAGAUCCUACCUCAGACUUUCUAUAUUACCCUUUGCGUUGGCAGUAGUUGCAAGACCGAUGAAACAUUCUGGAAAAAAAUCAGUUUUUACUUGGUUAAGCAAACAAACUGUAAAAUGUUCAGUCAAGCUUUCGCAGUUUAUGUGAGCUGCCCGUUUCAUAAUAAGUGAUUUGUCAAAUAAGGAAAGAAUAACAACUUCUCCUCAGUUAGGGACACCCUAUAGACUAGGAACAUUGCUUUUGGAAAUGUCGUUUCAGCCCAAAGACUGUUGUUUACAGUCUGCAUCUUUGACACCAUAAUUUUGCCCGUAUGGUUCUAUGCAGUAGGCGGGGCUCUUUCCUCAAGCUCCUAGGGUUGGUGUCUCUGACCUCGCCAUGCAAAUUCUGUUCGUGUGGAAUUUGCAUGUUAUUCCUGUGGGUUUCUUUCCGCACUGCAGAGACAUGCAGUUUUAGGUUUAGUGGUGCCUCUCAAUCGUCUGUAGCUCAUGACUGUAUGUGCUUAUGCGUGUCCAAAGCACUGACACCCCAUCCAGAGUGAAAGACAGCCUUUUGAUGCUUUGGAGAGACCCCUUGUGAUCCUGACCAGAAUACAUUGUUGAAAGAUGGAUGGAUAUUUUCGUGAUUACUGACUCCAUUCCUGCACAUUACUGCUUUGAUCCUUCCGAUAUGCUUGAAGUUUAGUUGACAGUGAACGUGCAGGGUUGUCUUUUUAGGCGAGCAUUUAUACCUGCAAAAAGUAGAAUUUUUAUCUGCCUCAUUUUGAGUAUGAUUUAUUUUUUUUCCAUUUUUUUCAUCUCUUUUGCUUAUAUCAAAACUUUUUACAAAAACUCACCAACCAAGCAUUUUUGAAAUGUUUUGUUUUUUUGGUUUUGACCAGGAUUUUUUUAUGUAGCAAACUAUGACACAGUUGGCCUCCGUAAUGGCGAUAUUGGCCAAAGCGGCGGUGGCAGAAAUCGGCAAGCUUGCUGAUGACGGAUUCGCUGUGUUGCGUUUGGAAAUGUCCCGGAGCCAGAAGGAGAAUGACGAUCUUAAGAAGAAAGUCCAGCGGAUGGAGAGCGAGCUGAGGACAGCCGGGAGACAAGCGGGGAAUUCAAGAGGUGCAUCAGAGAGCCGAUCAAUAGGGAUUCAAGUCCGACUUGAAUUAAGAGAAACUGAAAAAGCAGAUGGGUGUUCUUCCGCAGAACAGGAAGUGCGUGAGAUGGGAAAGCAGCCCAGGUUGUGGAGGGAUGGAGAGACCAUCACUGUGAAACUAGAAGAUGAUUUGCACUCCGAUGGCGCGAGUGAGGAGGAGGAUAUAGACAUAGAGGAUGACAGACCGGAAAUACUACUGAUCAAGGAGGAGAGACUGGAAGGGGAGCUGUGGACCAGUGAUCUUCAGGAUGGAGAGGAGAGGAAUGUGGACUCCGGUUCAGAUGCAGGAACGACUCCAGUCUUGGAACAUUCGCACUAUAGGGAAGAGAGUCCCAUGGAGACCACAUGCGCUAAGAGUCGGGGGAGAACGGACACGGAAACCUGCUCCAUAUAUCUCGAUUUGGCUGUGAAGGAGAAAGACGAUUCCUCCCUCAGCAGGAGCAGCUUCACUGCACAGAGCCAAAUGAUAGAUUCAGUGAUCGAACAAUUCAUCUGUUCACACUGCGGAAAGAGCUUCGAUUGUUUUAGCCGCCUCAAGACACACCAGCAAAUACACUCAGGAGAGAAACCGUACAGCUGUGAUAAGUGUGGGGAGAGCUUCUCUUAUCUAAGUAACUUAAAGAGACACGAGAGGAAUAUCCACAGUGAUAAAAAGUCCAUCCAUGGUUCAUCCUAUGACAGGUUUGACACAAAACGAAUCCAUAUUAAUUUACCACACAGACUUCUGCCUGGGGAGAAACCGUUCGGUUGUACACUGUGCGAUAAAAGUUAUCGUAAGCCAAGCCUUCUUAAGAAACAUCAAGUUGUUCACACAGGAGAGAAACCGUAUAGUUGUGAUAUAUGUGGGAAAAGUUUCUCCUAUGUGUGUAGCCUGAAAUCGCAUCAGAUCAGUCAUAGUGGGGAGAAGCCUUUCUCCUGCCCGCAGUGCGGAUCCAGCUUCACAAAGAAAGCUAACCUCGAGACGCAUUUAAGUAUACAUGCAGGAGAAAAACCUUUCAGUUGCCCGCACUGUGGAAAAAGCUUUUCCCAGAAAAGCAAUCUUAAAGCUCACGUUAGGGUCCAUACAGGUGAGAAGCCGUUUUGCUGUGAUGAGUGUGGUGAAUGCUUUAUUCACGCAAAUAGUCUGAAAACCCACAAGCAGAUUCAUACUGGGAAGAGACCUUAUAGUUGUGAAACUUGUGGGAAGAGCUUCAGUCGAGCUACGCAUGUGAAAAUCCACCAGCGCAUCCACACAGGAGAUAAACCGUAUAGCUGUGUUACUUGUGGGAAGUGUUUCAGUCAGAAAGGUUACCUGAAAACACAUCAGGUGGUUCACACAGGCGUAAAGGACUUCAGGUGUCUUGUCUGCGAAAAGAGUUUCAGUCAAGCAAGCUGUCUAAAAAAGCAUCAGCGAAUUCACACAGGUGAGAAACCGUUCAGCUGUGAAAAAUGUGGGAAAUGUUUCGCUUACCAAAAAUCUCUCAAAGAACACAAGUGUGUCUCUGUUUUGAAAUAGACUGUUUUGAAAUAUCUUGUUGAUUUCACUGUUUGGUUUACUGUACCACCAUGUUGCUAGUAAAGUCGAGAGUUGGAAGGGUUUUAA
This is a messenger RNA of Brienomyrus brachyistius, 2919 nucleotides long. Its product is annotated as zinc finger protein 883-like. Gene Ontology annotation, biological process: negative regulation of transcription by RNA polymerase II; regulation of cytokine production; regulation of immune system process. Bases 1105 to 2832 code for a protein of 575 amino acids. Lineage: Eukaryota; Metazoa; Chordata; Actinopteri; Osteoglossiformes; Mormyridae. The transcript is spliced from 5 exons. The record is from RefSeq and is a predicted model, not a curated record.